GUAUAAACAACAAACGUGUAUGGGCCAUUAGCCGCCAUAUAGUAACCACAGGAAUCCGCAGACAUGCUGGUGGAGCUCUGUCAGCAUUACGUCGUACUAGGUCUGCUGGUCACAUCGUUCGGUUCAGGAUUGGUGUCGGCCAAGGUCGUGAACCGGCUAGUCGCUCCGGUGGAUAUGCAGAACGACAUUUUCGUCGGUCCAAACGACAGGAACGAAGUUAACGACUGCAAGUCCAGCGUUGUGCGGUGGAUUGACGAUCUCCAUCGCAAAAUCGUCCACAAGGUGCAUGUGAAAUUGUGUAAAAUGACAUACAAAUACAUGAAGAACGUACUGGGAAUCAAAGAGUUCAACUUGGAUACGCCUUGCAACGACUAGUAGCAACCGCUUGACGCAUUACAAAUAACUUCUAUCACAUCA
Messenger RNA from Adelges cooleyi (spruce gall adelgid), 417 nucleotides. RefSeq lists its product as uncharacterized. The record is from RefSeq and is a predicted model, not a curated record. The coding region runs from base 64 to 375 and encodes 103 amino acids. The transcript has 4 exons. Lineage: Eukaryota; Metazoa; Arthropoda; Insecta; Hemiptera; Adelgidae.